CUAAAUGUUCACAUCAUAGUGACAAAUUGAGUAGCAACAACAAAUCUGCGAUCAUUCUCAGCAAAAGGAAUAAUUAUCGAUAAAGUCUAUGGCAAUUAAUUUACUUUCUACCAAUACUAUAAAGGAAUAAAGAAAAUAAAAGGCUCGGAACGUAUCAUAUUUUAGACAUAUUGCUGGAUAGAAAAUUAUUGGUUUUCUCUACUCCUUUUCCACUCUUACUCUUACUAAAAUCACUCGAGGUAAUUGUAUUAUAAUUAAGUUCAUUGGUGUCUAAAGAUCAUCAUUUUUCUUUUUUUUUUUUUUUUUAAAUCAUCACCUUGGUGUACUAACAUUGUCCGAAUCAGCAAUCAUCAACAGAGUCCUAUGCAAAACAGAUUUUCAUUCAUGUGGAAUCCAUAAUGGAACUUCUUUUGCAAGAUGGGCACAUCAAGGAAAAUAUGUUAGAAGACCCGCAGCGGAGCAAGACACCAUCAAGCCACGAAGGAAUUCCUAAAAGAAGAAGCCCUGUUAAUGCGAAGAGACUACCAAAACGACCUACUCGACCAAAUCUGUUGACUGUGGCUCCUCGAAAUACUGAAGAGAAAAAUACGGAUUACUCAAUUGAUAAUGAUUCCGAUGAUGAUUCCCCGAAUACCUCAUCCUCACUAAACGGCCAGUCUGAAAAUGAAUCAGAUGAGGCGGAUGAUAUCAGUUUGGCCAACACGUCUGUAAAUUCUUCCUCUACUGCUGCUGAGGUUGCUGAUGAAGAGGAGUCGCCAACGAAGCUUGAUGAAAGAAAAAUUCAAUCCCUAUACCCUAAACAUAAAAAUCAUCCCGUAUCAAGUCGAGAACAUCUACGUUAUGUUCCUGUUCAUAAGAGGCGAAUGCCAAAAAAAGAAAUGACACUUAGCCAAAAGAUUUUUGUCGCACAAGUGAUAAAUACUGGUUCCACUGAAAUACCAAAUCAUAGAAAGAGAUUAGGGAAACGCUUUAAUAAGUAUGAUCCAUCCAAUUACAAGAGUUCUCUCUGGGCUUCUGAAGUUAGUGCAAGUGGGAAAUACCUAGCGACCGCAGGAAAGGACUCCAAUAUUAGAGUAUGGAAAGUCAUUGAGUCUAAAAAAGAUCGUAGUUCUUUUUUUAAAGAAGAGACUAAAAGGAAAGAAUCUUAUUUUAGCGGUUUCAGUAUCUUUGAGCCAGAACCAGUUUUAAGCUGUACUGGCCAUCGAGCUGAGGUUCUUUGCGUAUCUUGGAGCAAAAACGACUUUUUGCUAACAGCAUCCAGCGACCGUACCGUUCGCCUUUGGCAUCCUAGACUAAACAGAUGCUUGGCCAUCUUUCAACAUAAUGAAAUAGUCACAUGCGUUUCUUUUCACCCAACAGAUGAUCGUUUCUUUGUAUCAGGUACAUUGGACCAUCGGAUCCAGCUAUGGUCUGUCUUAGAGCACAAAACCUUGCAAUGGAAUCAAUUAGAAUAUUCAAUUUCAGCCAUUUGUUUUCAACCUAAUGGUCAGCGGAUAAUCGUCGGGAUGUUUUACGGAAUGUGUGCAUUGUUUGAAACAGAACAACUUCGUUACGUUUCUUCAUGGCUCAUUCAUCGGUCAUCUUCACGAAAUAGAAAAAGUAGAAUAACUGGAUUACAAUGUACGAAUGCCACCCCUGGAGAACUUGAUUCCGAAGCGUAUGUUUUGGUUUCCACAAACGACAGUUCUAUUCGACUUUUUGAUGUUAAAAAUAGAUCUUUGAUUUUGAAAGUGGAUCAGGAUCACCGCAUAAAUAGGCAAGUACUUUCUCGUCUCAACGAAGACAAUAAUUAUAUUAUUAGCAGAAGCGACUCCAACGAAGUUACAUUAUGGCAUCUCCCAUACAAAUUUCUGUCUUCAACAAGUAAACGAAGAGGGGUUGUGCGUCAUUUGCCAAUGGAAACAUUUCGAAUUUGCACAGAAAGACUUACCUCUGCGAUCAUUGCCCCCUCGAGAACAGCUGUAGAGGUUGCCCGCUCGGAAGGAUAUUCCUUUCCUGGAAAGAAUUGGAAAAGUGCGUUUUCCAAAGUUUCAGAGAAAACCGCUGAUCUACGCCCCAUUGAUAUUAUCAUCGUUAGUAAUAUGGCUGGAAAAAUAAUUGUUUUGAGGCGUGAUUGCCUACAAGAAAGAAAAAAGUCUUCCCUUAAAGGCUCUGUAAAAUUUCGAAAAUUCGUUCAUGACUGGUUGCAUAUUUAAUUUUUCUUCUCUUUAUUAUUUUUAAUCUGAUGUCUAAAAAAGAUGUAUGAUUAACCUUAUACCCUUCAUCGUAAAAAUAUUUUGACUGAUGGAGUAAACCAUAUACCUGAUCAAGCCCAGAAUACUACGCCUGAAUGAGCGGUCACCAGUUGGGCAUGCCGUGGAUUAAAACGGACUAUAGAAGGCACUUCAGGACAUUCUACUUUUUGAGUCACAGGAAUACAGCUUUGCGGAACUGAAGGUAUUGUAUCCUUGACCUGUGCCAUUAGUUCAUGCAUAUUCCAAGUGUCGGAAUGUUGAUUUGAUGAUUUCAUCUCAGGCAAUUCGUAGAUGGCCAGGUGCUUCUCAUCAUUUGCAGUAAAUAAAUAUUUACUGUCUGGAGACAUACAAGCAGAAGAGUAAAAAGAAAGGCUUUUACUAGCACUUUUAGCAUUUGUCCUAGCUGGUACACGUAACAAUUCCUGUCCACUAUAAGUAUCU
Schizosaccharomyces cryophilus OY26 is the source of this 2675-nucleotide messenger RNA. Its product is annotated as WDR44 family WD repeat protein. The coding region runs from base 399 to 2195 and encodes 598 amino acids. Lineage: Eukaryota; Fungi; Ascomycota; Schizosaccharomycetes; Schizosaccharomycetales; Schizosaccharomycetaceae. The record is from RefSeq and is a predicted model, not a curated record. The transcript has a single exon. Gene Ontology annotation, molecular function: protein binding.